UACACACAGGAAAGCUCUGGUUCUCUUAAAGAAACAGCUCACCCUUGGCAUGGGCCCACUGAGCAGUAUUAAUAUGAAUUAUUAGUUCUGUCACAGUACUACCCAUGGAGUGCCAGUCACUGUCCACCCCAGAGAAAGAGAACAAUACUAGCCGUGGCCAAAAAUCAAAAUCCCAAAGUCUGUCCAUCAAACACACAGAAGGAAAGAUAACAGCGCUUCCCCUUUGGGUGGGCAGCAGUCAACAGUGUGGGGUUGCAGGGCAAUUUCUGCAUCAAUGAGAAGUCAGGAAUAAUGUAAAGAUGAAACGUUUAAUGCCAUUGUUUGUUUUCAGACAGGUACCGGUCACUGCUGCUUCUGCUGCAGUGCCAGGAAACCAAACUGCCCAAAGAGAUUCCUUUAGUGUAAGGCCAGACAAGGCAACCCAAAACCCAUCGCCUCUCCUGAGAAGUAACAGUCUUUUCUUCCCUCCCCACCCUACCUGCUCUUCUCUAGAGCCCACGCAGCCUUCUGCUUGCACACAGCAAGGGAUUAACACAUCCCUGUCCCACCUUCUCUGUUUGGACCUUGGAAAUCCCUCUCGGAGGCCAGAUACCAGAGACGAGGAAGAAUUUGGCUCUGAUCAUUACCGCUCUUCAGUCUGGACAUUGCACCAGGAGCAGAUACUUUCAUUGUGCUUCUCAGACUCUGGACUCUGAGGUCAGGGUUGUGGCCCUAGAACUGUGUGUGCCCAGGAAUACUGACCAGGAAGGAACACAGUAAGACUGAAUUUAUGCCAUUCAAACAUGUUGUACUGCGGAAAAAAAUCUUGUUACGUUGCUGUGCCAUCUGUCUUCAUGUUUUUGAUCCUUUUGACCUGCUACUGGAAAAGAUCUAUGUUCCAGAACGAUACACCAGGAAUAGCCUCCUCUGAACCAGCACCCACUGAUCAGAUGCUCGAGCUUUGUGGAGGGAAACCUGUCUCUAACACGAUCACAGCCUUGGAGGAUAACAGAACCUUUAUCAUAGCCCCGUACUUUGAUAACAGAGAGAGCAAAAUCACCCGAGUGAUUGCGAUUGUUCACCACGAGGAGGUGACGGCACUUUACUGCUCGUUCUGCUGCCAGCCUGAUGGGGAAACACACGUAUCUAGGGCAGACAUUGAUGUCCAUUCGGAUCGAUUUGACUUCCCUUACGGUGCAGCGGACCUGCUCUGUGCAGAACCCCGCACCUGUGAUCCGAGCUACGUGUCAAUUCACUCAUUCCCUAAUGGAAAUAUUGAGCAGCUGCCCAGAUUUGAAAUAAAGAACCGCAAGGCUGAGUCCUUUUCUGCUGACUUCACCGUGUGCAUCUCAACCAUGUUUGGAAACUACAACAACGUCUUACAAUUUAUCCAGAGUAUGGAGAUGUACAAAAUUCUUGGGGCCCAGAGAGUGAUGAUCUACAAGAACAGCUGCAGCCCCCUGAUGGAGAGCAUCCUGGCCUUUUAUAUUGCAGAAGGAACCGUCGAGGUCGUUCCCUGGCCAAUCACCUCCCACCUCAAGGUGUCUCCUCACUGGCGUUUCCCGAAGGAUGGGACACACAUUGGUUACUACGGACAAAUCACCGCUCUCAAUGACUGUGUGUAUCGCAACAUGUACCGGAGCAGGUUUGUGCUGCUCAAUGAUAUCGAUGAAAUUAUUCUGCCCGCAAAGCACCCGGAUUGGAAAACCAUGAUGAGGAGCCUUCAGGAGCAGAAUCCAGACACUGGUGUUUUCCUCUUUGAGAAUCACGUCUUCCCCAACACCGUGUUCACUGCCACCUCCACAGACAAGAUCGACACUUCGUCGUGGGCUGCUGUGCCCGGAGUGAACAUCCUGCAGCAUAUCCACAGAGAAGCCAACAGGAAAGAUAGAUUCAACCCUAGGAAAAUGAUAGUUGAUCCAAGAAAGGUGAUUCAGACUUCAGUCCACUCUGUUCUAAAGAUGUAUGGCAGCAGUUUGGCAGUGUCCAGCAAUAUUGCCAUAACAUUUCAUUGCAGGUUCCCCUAUGAAUCAGAUGUGCCAAAGAUAACCCUGAUAAGAGAUGCAACACUCUGGAGAUACAAUGCACCUUUGCUUAUUAAUGUUAAUAAGGUGUUACAUAAAACUGGUAUUUUAAAAACAAUGUUGAAGCCAUAAUAGAUGCUGAAAGACUCGCAUAAGAUGAUGGCAGUAGCACUUAAGAAAUGUUAGGUCCUCCCGAGUAAUAUACUGGAAAGAAUAACAAAGAGUGAUUUUCUGUUGAAGAGACUUCAGUGUAAGAAUGAGCUGAGACAUCACAAGAAAAAGUGCCUUGUAUGGUAGUGUUGUAAUAAUGAGUUAAUUCUCAGCAGAUGUCUCAACUGUGAUCUGUACUGCAUAUCAGUUGGACUUUCAAAGGAUGAAAAGGUUGUGCCAUCCUCUGAAUGUUAUUAUUGCUGCUUUCUAUUCCAAACUCGUAUGUGGGUUUUUCUCCCCCUGUUUUAUGUGAUUCUUUUUGCACAUGUGAGGGUGGAGCUUCCUGUACUGUAUAUGAAACAGUCAUCGGAUGAGAUGCAGGAACAGCCUGGGAGGCUUGGCCAGGACACAAAACUCCCUCCCCUGGUGCAGGCAAGUGAUCCAACCAUUAGGCUGCAGCCUCAGGCUCAUCUCUUGGUGCUCUCUUGAGCCUAAUGAUUUGUGUGCAGAGAAUAACACAC
Messenger RNA from Gavialis gangeticus (Gharial), 2674 nucleotides. RefSeq lists its product as uncharacterized. The transcript has 3 exons. The record is from RefSeq and is a predicted model, not a curated record. The coding region runs from base 783 to 2135 and encodes 450 amino acids. NCBI's taxonomy places the organism in Eukaryota, Metazoa, Chordata, Crocodylia, Gavialidae.